Messenger RNA from Glycine soja, 1791 nucleotides. RefSeq lists its product as uncharacterized. The coding region runs from base 174 to 1610 and encodes 478 amino acids. The transcript is spliced from 11 exons. Gene Ontology annotation, cellular component: cytoplasm. Lineage: Eukaryota; Viridiplantae; Streptophyta; Magnoliopsida; Fabales; Fabaceae. Gene Ontology annotation, molecular function: isomerase activity; nucleic acid binding. The record is from RefSeq and is a predicted model, not a curated record. Gene Ontology annotation, biological process: biosynthetic process.
GAAUAUUCCUUUCUUUUUUGUUUCCUCAAAAUAAAAAAUAAAACUUUUUAUUAUCUGCAGGUUUUGCAUUUGUGUUUCUGAUUUGUGUCUACCUAAUCCCAAUCCGUUUCUUUUCAAUCUUCUCUUCGACCCCAUUUCCUUGAUCUGCUUGUUUCUUCCAUCAUCAACUAAUCAUGGUUCUUCACAGAGAACUCGAUCAUCUCUUUUCAUCCCCUUUCGUUGACCCUCCCAAAGAUGAUGCGAAAUCCAGUGGCAUGUCAAUUGAAAAGAAGAUUGAGUUCCUCGAGAGUUUGACUGGAAAGGUCACUAAUCGGAGGUCUCGGAGGUGGUUAAAUGAUCGUCUCUUGAUGGAACUAGUACCGCGUUUAAAUGCAGAGGAAAUUAGAGGCUUGUUUGCUCCACCACCUUGGGGUGAUGAAGUUCCACCUUCAACAUUUUCCAUGACGAACAUGGAGGAGUGGGACAGAUUCAGGAAUAUUGACAUGGAUAAAGAGGUUAAUAUAAUCCAUUCCCUGGAAAACUCUAUAGAAAAGAGGAAAGGUCACAUUGAUGCUGACAAGAUGGCUGUGUUGAAUGGUUGGCAUAGAAUCGAUUGUAGAACAAGAGAUGCGCUUCGCCGUAGUUGUCUUUCUGAGCUCAUUGAGGGUUAUGAGGAAUGUGUACGAGCUUUCAUAACAGAAAGCACAGAUGGAGAUAUUCUUGAACUACAAAUUCAGGAUCCUUUUCAUAGAUUGUUACUGCAUGGAGUUUGUGAGGUAGAUGCAUUCACUGAGUCAGCGUUCAAGGGGAACCCUGCAGCAGUGUGUUUGCUAGAGGAAGAGAAGGAGGACUCAUGGAUGCAAGGGGUAGCGACCGAGUUCAAUCUCUCUGAGACAUGCUACUUGACUCCCAUAGCUGAGUCGGAGAGAUCUGAUAUUUCGCUCAACCGUUUCCGCCUCAGAUGGUUCACUCCUGCUACAGAGGUUGAACUUUGUGGCCAUGCCACGUUAGCAUCUGCACACGUUCUUUUCUCAUCCGGUUUGGUGAAAUCCGAUAUUAUUGAAUUUGUGACUCUGUCUGGAGUUCUAACUGCCAAAAAGGUCUCAGGAAUCAAUGAUGGAGAAGGUGCCUCAGAGGAUGGGCUUUUCAUUGAAUUGGAAUUCCCUGCUGAUACAGUUACUGAAUUCAAUUCUGCUGACAUUUCACAAAUUUCGGCGGCUUUGAAUGAUGCUCCUAUUAUUGAUAUAAAAAGGACAACCGUUGGAGAUCACCUCUUGGUUGAACUUGCUUCAGGAAAAGAUGUUGUAGAACUACAGCCAGAUAUUGGUGCAAUAGCAAAAUGCCCUGGCGGGGGCAUCCUGGUUUCUGGAACUGCUCCUCCAGAGUCUGGAUUUGAUUAUUAUUGUCGAACCUUCUUUCCAAAAGUUGGAAUCAAUGAGGAUCCUAUCACUGGAAGUGCACAAUGUGCCUUGGCACCUUACUGGGCCAAAAAGAUGGGGAAGUGGGAUCUCAGUGUUUAUGCGGCAUCACCUAGAGGUGGAGUUGUCCAUGUUCAUUUUGAUGAUCAGAGCAAAAGGAUAUUGAUGCGUGGAAAGGCUGUAACUGUCAUGAAUGGGUGUGUUAUGAUUUGAACUCGUGUAUAACAUUGCAAAUAUUGAUAGACUCAAAACCUGAAAUUGGAUUAAUCGCCAGGAAUUGGAUUUCGAUACCUGAAUUCUAAUCUCAAGUUGGUGAUUGACAAUACUUAUGUUAUUUUCCAUAUUUGAUAUCAAUAAAGUAUAUAGUCACAAUACAUUUGUGCUUUUCAUGUAA